Molecule: messenger RNA, 303 nt
Organism: Linum trigynum
Lineage: Eukaryota; Viridiplantae; Streptophyta; Magnoliopsida; Malpighiales; Linaceae
Source: the annotation of a GenBank genome assembly
AUGGAACGCCAAUACCGCCGCCCCAAAUUAGCUUCUGCAGCAGCUCUCGGCCAUGUGGAAAAGGGGGUGCGCUUUGAUUUAUUGGACCAGGAGAGAAACGCCGGCAGUAAGGUCCUUGUUCCUAGCAUCGCCAUCAUUGGGAUCAGACAGGAGAAAGCGGAGGUUGAUCAUCCUCAUGCUCUCGGCUACAGGGUAAAUCAAAGGCUUUCCCUUGCAAUUCAAUCACUACACGUGCAUGGUUAUUACAUUGGAUGGAAGUCCAUUAACAUUUAUGGGAUUGGUAUACAUGGAUGGAUGGAUUAG